AUGUCGGGGCUCCUCCAGAAGGCCACGGCGUUGGCAGGGCAGGUCGCCAAGGCCGCAGAGCCCGUGACCUCGCGGGUGGUGUCCACGUACAAGUCGGCCCUGGCCAGCAACCAGCAGUACAUCGUGCGGGAUGCGGCGGAGCUGUCCAAGGUCAACAAGACCUUCUUCUACAGCAACUUGGCCAGGUUCGACGGGAUGAGCGGUGAGAUCAACAAGGAGGUGGACGUCCUGAAGAAAAUGUGGGCGAACCGCACCGAGCACUCCAUGGCCGAGGCGGGCGUUGUCGGGCUGUUCGCGCUCGAAACGUACGGUCUGUACAAGGUGGGGGAGAUGGUCGGGCGUGGCAGCAUCACCGGGUACCACUUGCCGUGA
Pedinophyceae sp. YPF-701 is the source of this 372-nucleotide messenger RNA. The record is from the annotation of a GenBank genome assembly. NCBI's taxonomy places the organism in Eukaryota, Viridiplantae, Chlorophyta, Pedinophyceae.